Messenger RNA from Nomascus leucogenys (northern white-cheeked gibbon), 2181 nucleotides. RefSeq names its product tripartite motif containing 61. Gene Ontology annotation, molecular function: protein binding; zinc ion binding. Lineage: Eukaryota; Metazoa; Chordata; Mammalia; Primates; Hylobatidae. The record is from RefSeq and is a predicted model, not a curated record.
GGUGAAUCUCUGCAAUAUGAAUAUCUUGUUUUUCCAAGAACUUCCACCCCAUGAUUUUAGCAUUCAUUGAUGAUUCUUGUGUGAACGUUUAAUACAUUUGUGAUUAUGGAAUCAGAUUUUUAACGUGGGGUCUUUUCUCCAUAGGAAGGAUUCCCUAUCUUGGACCUGAGACUGCUUUCUUGAAGAAAACUUGACUUUAUUUCAUUUAGUGGGAAGAGCAGCAGCCCAGCUAUUAAGUUCUAAUAUGCAAUAGGCCGCAGGCUGUGAAGUGUUCAUGGCAGUAGACUCUGAAGCUAAGGAGCUGAGGGCUUAGCAAGUUUCUAGAAGCUGCCAAGGCAACAUGCCAAGUCAGUAAAACUGAAAGUUGGUCAGAUUUCAAGGUCUGGGGAGGAUAUCCACUGUGUACUGGGUCUUGAGCUCUAGAGAGCUAGGCCUUGCUAAAAUAAAAGAAUUACCUUACCUAUCAUCUUUGUUCAAGGCUCAAUGGAAUUUGUGACAGCCCUGGCUGACCUCCGAGCAGAGGCUAGCUGUCCCAUCUGUCUGGACUACUUGAAAGACCCAGUGACCAUCAGCUGUGGGCAUAACUUCUGUCUCUCCUGCAUCAUUAUGUCCUGGAAGGAUCUACAUGAUAGUUUCCCCUGCCCCUUUUGCCACUUUUGCUGUCCAGAAAGGAAAUUUAUAAGCAAUCCCCAGCUAGGUAGUUUGACUGAAAUUGCUAAGCAACUCCAGAUAAGAAGCAAGAAGAGGAAGAGGCAGGAAGAGAAGCAUGUGUGUAAGAAGCAUAAUCAGGUUUUGACUUUCUUCUGUCAGAAAGACCUAGAGCUUUUAUGUCCAAGGUGCAGUUUGUCCACUGAUCACCAGCAUCACUGUGUUUGGCCCAUAAAGAAGGCUGCCUCCUAUCAUAGGAAAAAACUGGAGGAAUACAAUGCACCGUGGAAGGAGAGAGUGGAACUAAUUGAAAAAGUCAUAACUAUGCAAACCAGAAAAUCACUGGAACUGAAGAAAAAGGUAAAACAUAGGGCAGAAGAAGUCAAGUCUGAAUUUGAGCAACUUAGGUUAUUUCUCCAAAAUGAGCAAGAGACUGUUCUUAGGCAAUUACAAGAUGAAGAGAUGGAUAUUUUAGCACAACUACAUGAAAGCCUAACAAAAUUUUCAGAUUAUACCUCUUCAUUAAAAUAUCUAUUAAAGGAGAUAGAGAGCAUAUAUGUGAAGUCAGAACUGGAAUUACUGGCAAAUGUUAAGGAUAUCUAUCACAGAUAUAAGAAUUUAAAAUUCCCUGAACCGUUUUCAUUCAAAUUAAAAGAAUAUGGUUACCAUCUGCCUCCACAAUAUUCUGGCCUAGACAAAAUUAUCAAGCGAUUUCAUGUAGAUGUAAUUCUAGAUCCUGAAACAGCACAUCGUAAACUUAUAGUCUCAGAAGAUAGAAAAACUGUGCACUAUGGAAAUACAACACAAAAUGUACCUCAUAACCCAAGAAGAUUUUAUCUCCUCCCAGCUGUUCUGGGUUCUAAGGGAUACAGUUGUGGCAGGCAGUACUGGGAAGUAGAAGUGAAAGACAAGCCUGAAUGGAUUCUUGGUGUCUGUAAUGACUGUCUUCCCAGAAGGAGGAAGAGUCAACCAAUUUUAGUACAGGAUGGAUUAUGGGGAAUUUGGCGAUCUAGUCAGAAUAAUUAUAUUGUAUUGGGCCAUAAGGAAAUUAUUCUGCUGCCACAAGUAAUACCUAGUAAGAUUGGCAUUUUUUUAGACUCUGAAAUGAAUGAAGUUUCCUUUUAUAAUUUGAAUGAUAGAUCUCUUCUCUAUACUUUUAAUGAUAAUUUUACAGGAGCACUUUGGCCUUAUUUUUAUACUGGAACUGACUCAAAACCCCUUAAAAUUUCUAUAGUAACAGAUUCUGAAUGAACUAUUAGAAGGCUCAGUUUCUUUCACCUAGUAGACAUAAUUGAGCCAGUGAAUCUAGUUUUGGCUAUUCUGUAUUUUGUCCAGUUUUUCCCAUAAAAAGCAAUGUUUUUUAUCUCAGUUUCAGCAACUUUCAAAAAAUGCGAUUAUGGAACCUACUUUAUAUUAAAUUAUGGGGUCAGUGACAAAGUACUUUAGAAAUUCUACAGUAAAAUACUUGAAAAAUAUAUUACUGAAGAAAUGUAUUAUGUAAGAAAAUCUAUUACUUUCGUAAUUGCCAGUAAA